CUCACGUCCCCUAAUAAACAAAGACAAAGCCAAUCUGUCAACACAGGAAGCCCCCGUUUUUAAAGGGGCACCCCACCUUCUCUCUCCUCCUCCCCCUUUAAUUUCCUUUUCCUUAAUUGUCUUAAUUUCCUUGUAUUCUGGUAUAAUCUAGCUAACCCUUUUUUUCCAUUAGCCAUGGUCAUCACCAUCGCCACCUUCUAGGUGGGAUCCAGGGCUCAAUAUAUAAUAUCACACUCAACACAGUUGCCAGCUCCAAAUCUCAACAAAUGGAUAGCAAGUUCAGAAAAAAGAACCGCAACGUUAACUCAUAUACCAGUGAACAAGAUCAAGACACUGAUAUAGCUCAAGAAAACCUUGCCGAGUCCCCUCCUUCUUCCACUGUGUUCAACAUCGAUGGCUUAGUCCCCUCCCCCACUUCCUCAUCAAAGAGAAGGAGGGCAAUACAGAAAAGGGUGGUGCAAAUCCCAAUGAAGGAGACAGAAGGGUGUAGGCUAAAAGGAGAGAGCAACACCCCACCCUCGGAUUCAUGGGCAUGGAGAAAGUACGGCCAGAAACCCAUCAAGGGUUCCCCUUAUCCCAGAGGGUACUACAGGUGUAGCAGUUCGAAGGGGUGUCCGGCACGGAAACAAGUGGAAAGGAGCUGCGUGGACCCCACGAUGCUAGUCGUCACUUACUCCUCCGACCACAACCAUCCCUGGCCACCUUCUAGAAACCACGCCAGGCCCACCAAAAAACCUGAACCGGUUCCGGACCCGGUCGAACCGGAGGAGAAGUUCGCGGACGAGUCCAUGAUAACAACCGCGGAAGAAUUGGGGUGGCUGGGGGAGAUGGAAGCGACGUCGUCCACGGUUCUCGAAAGCCCGUUUAUGGCUACGACGUACCAUGCUGACGUGGCGCUGAUUCCGAUGAGGGAGGAGGACGAGUCGCUCUUCGCCGACCUCGGAGAGCUGCCGGAGUGCUCGGUAGUGUUCCGGCAGGGGCUGCUGGCGGAGCGGCGGCGGUACACGGCGCCGUGGUGUGGGACCACAAGUUGAGGGCAAAAAAGUCAACACGAAAAGAAAAAAAGUAGAAAAACUAGAGGUGCCUGUUAGACGCGUUCUUCGUGCGCCACAAGAGAAAAAGAUACCAGCAUUUUUUUCCUUUUUAGUAUUGAGAUAUUUUUUAUUUUUUUUGUUUUACCGUUGUUAAGACAUUAAUUAAAAAUUAAAAGUUAUUGUAAAAAUUAUAAAAAUAUUCAAAAGAA
Messenger RNA from Glycine soja, 1243 nucleotides. RefSeq names its product probable WRKY transcription factor 65. The coding region runs from base 267 to 1034 and encodes 255 amino acids. The record is from RefSeq and is a predicted model, not a curated record. Gene Ontology annotation, cellular component: nucleus. Gene Ontology annotation, biological process: regulation of DNA-templated transcription. Gene Ontology annotation, molecular function: DNA-binding transcription factor activity; transcription cis-regulatory region binding. Lineage: Eukaryota; Viridiplantae; Streptophyta; Magnoliopsida; Fabales; Fabaceae. The transcript is spliced from 3 exons.